Molecule: messenger RNA, 1311 nt
Organism: Hydra vulgaris (swiftwater hydra)
Lineage: Eukaryota; Metazoa; Cnidaria; Hydrozoa; Anthoathecata; Hydridae
Product: PAS domain-containing serine/threonine-protein kinase
Biological process (GO): negative regulation of glycogen biosynthetic process; protein phosphorylation; intracellular signal transduction
Cellular component (GO): cytoplasm; cytosol; nucleus
Molecular function (GO): protein serine/threonine kinase activity; ATP binding
Source: RefSeq, a predicted model, not a curated record
GUGACAAAAAUGCAAUCAUAAAUUUAUUCGAGUAAGAAAAAAAUUUUAAAUUUGGAAGAAAUUUUAUCAGAGCAGUUAAAAGCUGAGAUGUUUUUUAACUGGAAACUAUUGUUUAAUUGUUUAAUUCAAUUGUAUAAUACCUAUCAGAUUAAUACCAUAAGAACAAAAGAUUCUCUAAUCUGCAAAAAUGAUCAAAACUCUUCCGUUUCAAGAUAUCAAUUUAGUACUCUUCAGAAAAAGGAAGCUUUGUUCUUUACCUCUAAUACAGCUGGUGGAAGUGGAAGUGAAUAUAGUGGUGGUGGAAGUAACCCACUUGAUUAUAAUUGGCCCGCUGAAUGGGACCAGGAGUUUGUAAAAAAUUCAUUUAAUGUUUCAGCUGCUAUGACAUAUGGAGAAUUUAAUGAAAUUUAUAGCAUAGUUAAGUAUCUUGAUGGUGGUACUUACGGUCGCAUCUACAUCGCAGUUAAAAAGUCUGAUGCAUCUAAUCAAGAGUUUGUUGUCAAGUUUCUCAAAAAAUCAGCAAUAAAUUAUGAUAGCGCAUUAAAAGAAGGUUUGAUUCUGUUGACAUUAGAUCAUCCAAAUAUCGUAAAGUGUCUGGACUUAUUUGAUAACAAUGAAUAUGUCCAAAUGGUCAUGAAGAGUAGUGGUACACGAACAAUGGGAUUUCAUAUAUACCUUAACAACUUGCCGUUUUUUUCUGAAAAUGUAGCAAGAUUUUUUAUGAAACAGAUUAGUCUGGCUGUCAAAUAUCUCCACGAUAUUAAUCGAGCACAUUUAGAUAUAAAAGAUACAAACGUUGUUAUAAAUGAUCAACUUGAGUUGCAACUUAUAGAUUUUGGUUUUUCAGAAGAUUUGAAUUCUGUUAAAGAGCCAAUAAAUGGAAUGGUUGGAACAGAUCAUUUUAUAGCGCCAGAAGUUUAUUUACGCAAAUUUUACGGUAAAUCUGUUGAUAUUUGGGCACUAGGAAUAACACUUUAUCUAAUGUAUUACGGUCGAUUUCCAUUUGACUAUGACUUCGACGUUCAAAAAACGAUCAUACCACUGACUGGAUUUCAACCGAUCCGAGAGUCUUCGGAAGAUUUACUUCAUCUUCUUCACUGGAUGUUAAACGUCGACAAUGAAAAAAGAGCAACAAUUGAUGACGUUAUAAACCAUAAAUGGUUCAGUGGUUCAUACGAAUUUGAAAGAUAUCUUUUUGAGACUCCAUUUUCAGUCGAUAUUAAUGAGUUGAAUCACUACUUUCGUGUUUCUUAUCGUUCUCAAAACAGUUUUACAAGGAAAAUGAUCAAAAAUCUAUCAAUAGAAAAUUGA